AUGAAUUCCAUAUUGUACAGCUGGCUGUCAGCUGCGGCAGUGGCACCAUUCGUGGCCCUCCUGUCCUCCUGGACUUUGGUCGUCUUCAGGAGUUACCGGAGGGACUGGAGACUCCUGGACAUCUUCCUCUUUGCCCUCACCUCUUUGGAGGUGGCUUCGGCCCUUUUCGGAUUCGGUUACGCUGUCCUGGGGGUCAUUCGGCCGGCCCUGGAGGCGCCCUGCAGAUUCAUCCUGUGGGGUCUGGCAGCCACCAGGAUCUUCCAUCUGGCCACGGUGACUUCUUUACUCCUGGACAGAGCGCUUGCAGCGAAGUGGCCCAAAGCGUACAGAUCAAGCGUCAGACAUAGUCAGGUGCGCUACCACAUUGUGGUGCUUGCAGUGGUGUCAGUGUUCGUGGGCGUCACCUCGGUGUUCGCUCGCCUCCCCUCUUCCACUUGCACCCUUCGGCCUUCAGAGUGGGACCUCAAGUUCUCAGGAUUCCUGGCCUGCGUCCAUGUCUUCCUUCUUGUCACAGGUAUCGUCUGCUGUCUGUCGGUUCAGAUUGGGCGCUUCAAAGUGAACGGGUUUUACAGGACAUCGUGGUCCCGUGACUCUGCCACCAGCAGCAGCAGUGCCUCAUGCAGCGAGACACGUGACUUAGAGUGGGGCGUAGUAUCCAGCGUCUGCUGGCUGUCCUAUCUCCUGAAUCACACGCCCUUCUUGGUGCUGACGAUUCUGGGCCUCUUCAUCCCGACCUUCUGGUCACCUUGGGUGGACAACGCCAUCAUCUGGCUCCGAUUGGCUCAGGGUCUUUUGGUUCCCUGGAUGAUUCUCAUCGCCGACCUCCCCCACAGGAGCGCCCUCAGGAACAUGUUGCGCCAACCAGGUACAUCUCACAAGGGGGCUCCACCCCCUGCUUGUUUCGCUUGCCUCCCUCCCUCCUUCGCCACCUUCAAUGGCUAA
Messenger RNA from Uloborus diversus, 942 nucleotides. RefSeq lists its product as uncharacterized. The record is from RefSeq and is a predicted model, not a curated record. Bases 1 to 942 code for a protein of 313 amino acids. The transcript is spliced from 5 exons. NCBI's taxonomy places the organism in Eukaryota, Metazoa, Arthropoda, Arachnida, Araneae, Uloboridae.